This is a messenger RNA of Salarias fasciatus (jewelled blenny), 5912 nucleotides long. It is a transcript of the gene plcb1l, whose product is annotated as phospholipase C beta 1-like. Bases 214 to 3954 code for a protein of 1246 amino acids. The transcript has 33 exons. Gene Ontology annotation, molecular function: phosphatidylinositol-4,5-bisphosphate phospholipase C activity; calcium ion binding; calmodulin binding. Gene Ontology annotation, cellular component: nuclear speck; cytoplasm. The record is from RefSeq and is a predicted model, not a curated record. NCBI's taxonomy places the organism in Eukaryota, Metazoa, Chordata, Actinopteri, Blenniiformes, Blenniidae. Gene Ontology annotation, biological process: lipid catabolic process; phosphatidylinositol-mediated signaling; G protein-coupled receptor signaling pathway.
AGUGCGUCCGCCUCCACUGCGCUCCAAAGCCGAGACGCGCCGCCGCCACCGCCGCCAGCGCGGGCAUGACAGACUGGCAGCAGUAGUGGGCUUCCGAUUGGCUCCUUUUCUUUUAGCAGACCGCAAAGGAACAGGACGAGAAAUAAGAAUAGGAGAGAGUGAAGUGAGUCAUUUUCAGCCCCUGCCCGCGCGUCGAGAAGAGUAGAUGAGUCAAUGGCCGGGGCACAGCCGGGAGUUCACGCGCUGCAGCUCAAGCCAGUGUCCGUGCCAGAGAGCCUCAGAAAGGGCAACAAAUUUAUGAAAUGGGAUGAUGAUUCCACCACUGUGACCCCAGUGACUCUAACAGUUGACCCCAAAGGUUACUUCCUGUACUGGACCGACCAGAACAAGGAUACAGAUCUUUUGGAUAUUGCCUACAUAAAAGAUGCCAGGAAUGGAAAGUGCACCAAAACGCCAAAGGAAGCCAAGCUGCGCGAGCUGCUGGACGUCAGCACGCUGGCGGGGAAGAUGGAGAACAGGAUGCUGACGGUGGUGAGCGGCACUGACAUGGUCAACAUCACCUAUCUCAACUUCAUGGCCUUUCAGGAAGAGACUGCAAAGGAAUGGGCAGAGGAGCUCUUCAACCUGGCAUCUAACCUGUUGGUGCAGAACAUGUCCAGAGAGGCCUGCCUCGAAAAAGCAUACACUCGGCUGAAGCUGCAGCUAAACCCCGAGGGACGAAUCCCUGUCAAGAAUAUCUUCAGGAUGUUCUCGGCAGACAGGAAACGAGUGGAGACAGCGCUGGAAAACUGUAACCUCCCUUCUGUCAGAAGCGACUCCAUCCCUCCAGAAGAUUUCACUCCAGAGGUGUACAACAUGUUCCUGAGUAACAUCUGCGCUCGUUCUGAGCUGGACCACAUCUUCUCUGACGUAGGGGCUAAGAGCCGCCCGUAUCUCACAGUGGAGCAGAUGACAGACUUCAUUAACAAUAAACAGAGAGACCCUCGCCUGAACGAGAUCCUCUACCCUCCCCUCAAACCGGAGCAGGUCCAGCUGCUGGUGGACAAAUAUGAACCCAAUGCGUCGCUGGCACAGAAAGGUCAGAUCUCGGUGGAGGGCUUCGCCAGGUACCUGAACGGUGAGGAGAACAGCAUCAUUCCUCCUGAGAAGCUGGACCAGAGCGAAGACAUGACCCUGCCCCUCUCCCACUAUUUCAUCAACUCCUCACACAACACAUACCUCACAGCGGGCCAGCUCGCGGGCAACUCCUCUGUGGAGAUGUACAAGCAGGUGCUCCUCUCCGGCUGCCGCUGCAUCGAGCUGGACUGCUGGAAGGGUCGCACCACCGAAGAAGAGCCCGUCAUCACUCACGGCUUCACCAUGACGACCGAAAUCUCCUUCAAGGAGGUGAUCGAGGCCAUUGCAGAGUGUGCCUUCAAGACUUCACCAUUCCCCGUCAUCCUGUCGUUUGAGAACCACGUGGACUCACCAAAGCAGCAGGCUAAGAUGGCAGAGUACUGCCGGUCAAUAUUUGGAGAUGCAUUACUGACAGAGCCUCUGGAGAAAUAUCCCCUGGAGUCUGGCGUGCCGCUGCCCAGCCCCAUGGAGCUGAUGGGGAAGAUCCUGGUGAAGAACAAGAAGAAGCAUCACAAGACAGAUGGAAGCACGAAGAAGAAGCUCUCUGAGCAAGUCUCCAACACUUACAGCGACUCCUCCAGUGUGUGCGAGCCCUCCUCCCCGAGCGCAGGUUCAACAAAAGAGGAGAUGGCAGAUUCUUCACAGCCGUCUGAAGGCGCCGAGCUUAACCUGAGACCACAGGGCAGAAAGUCCAUUGGUGAGGUGGAGGCUGAAAGCGAGGAUGAAGAUGACGAUGAUGACGACUGUAAAAAGGGCUCGAUGGACGAGGGCACAGCAGGCAGCGAGGCGUUCGCCACUGAAGAAAUGUCCAACCUGGUGAUCUACAUCCAGCCCGUCAAGUUUAACAGCUUCGAAGCCUCCAAAAAGAUCAACCGCAGCUACCAGAUGUCAUCCUUUGUAGAGACCAAAGCUUUGGAGCAGCUGACCAAAUCUCCAGUAGAGUUUGUGGAAUACAACAAACUGCAGCUGAGCAGGAUCUACCCUAAAGGCACUCGGGUGGAUUCCUCCAACUACAACCCUCAGCUCUUCUGGAACGCCGGCUGUCAGCUCGUGGCUCUCAACUUCCAGACCAUCGAUCUCUCCAUGCAGCUGAAUCUGGGCAUGUAUGAGUACAACGGGAAAUGUGGCUUCAGACUGAAACCGGAGUUUAUGAGACGGCACGACAAGCACUUUGAUCCUUUUACCGAGAGCACGGUUGAUGGGAUAGUGGCCAAUACGCUGUCUGUGAAGAUCAUCUCAGGCCAGUUCCUGUCGGACAAGAAAGUGGGCACGUACGUGGAGAUUGACAUGUUCGGUUUGCCAGUGGACACGAAGAGAAAAGCCUUUAAGACCAAGACCUCUCAGGGCAACGCCAUCAACCCCGUGUGGGAGGAGGAGGCCAUCGUUUUCAAGAAGGUUGUGCUGCCCACACUUGCCUCACUGAGAAUAGCCGUGUUUGAAGAAGGAGGGAAGUUUAUCGGCCACCGUAUCAUUCCUGUCUCGGCCAUCCGUCCAGGCUAUCACUACAUCAGUCUGAGGAACGAGAAGAACCAGUCGCUGACGUUACCCACGCUGUUUGUAUACGUGGAAGUGAAGGAUUACGUCCCUGACACGUUUGCAGAUGUCAUCGAGGCUCUGUCUAACCCUAUUCGCUACGUCAACCUGAUGGAGCAGAGAGCCAAUCAGCUGGCUGCCCUCACACUGGAGGAGGGAGGGGAGGAAGAGGGGGACAAAGAGGUGGAAGCGGGGAGCGACGCCCCCGCCGAGUCGAAGGUGGACCAGAGGGUGACGAUGCCCGCCGAGAACGGACUGAGCCACACGCCCAUCAUUGCCCCGAAGCCCCCCUCGCUGGUCGGCCACCAGCCGCAGUCCGCAGGCUCAUUGAAACCAACCGUGAAAACUGAAGACAUCAUUCAGAGCGUCCUCACCGAGCUGGAGGCUCAGACCGUGGAGGAGCUGAAGCAACAGAAGGGCUUCGUCCGGGAGCAGAGGAAGCAGUACAAGGAGAUGAAGGAGCUGGUCCGGAAACACCACCGCAAGACCAGCGAGCUGAUCAAGGAGCACACGGCUCGCGUGUCCGAGCUGCAGAGCCAGCAUCAGCGGCGGCGCUCCGCCCUGCAGAAGAGCCACAAACGAGAUGGUAAGAAAAGCCGAUCUGAACAGUCUCUGUCAACGCUGGACCAAGAACUGGGCGAGCUGGACCAGGAAUGCAACCAGAGGCUGGCGGAGCUGAAGGAGCAGCAGCAGCAGCAGCUCCUCACCCUGCGCCAGGAGCAGUACUACAGCGAGAAAUACCAGAAGCGAGAGCACAUCAAGCAGCUGGUUGAGAAGCUGACCAGCAUCGCGGAGGAAUGCCAGAGCGCUCAGCUCAAAAAGCUCCGAGACAUCUGUGAGAAGGAAAAGAAGGAUCUAAAGAAGAAAAUGGAUAAGAAAAGGCAAGAGAAGAUCAACGAAGCCAAAUCGAAAGACAAGAACGUGACAGAGGAAGAGAAGCUAGAGAUCAACAGAUCGUUUGUCAAUGAGGUGGUGCAGUAUAUCAAGCGGUUGGAAGACGCACAGAGUAAAAGACAGGAGAGGCUGCUGGAGAAGCACAAGGACAUCCGCCAACAGAUCCUGGAUGAAAGACCAAAACUACAGACUGAUCUGGACCAGGAGUACCAGGACAAGUUUCGCCGGCUACCUGUGGAGAUUCAAGAGUUUGUUCAGGACAGUAGCAAGACCAAGCUGAGCGACGACAACAUUCACGGGAACUUGGUUUCCUCCUCCUCCACGUCGGAGAGGCUGAACCACAAGGCCUCGCAGUCGGAGGACGAUACAGAGGAGGGCUCAUCGGAGCGGGUUUACGACACAUCCCUUUAAAGGAGUAACUCCGGCUCCUGGCAUCACCGUGGGAAACUGACUGGUGGACGUGGCUGUGGCCACAGAUCUAGGAUGAAACUGCCCUGAUUAUAACCAAGGGGAGGAUUAGAUCAAAUCUGAGCCUGGAUUGGUGAGUAGAGGUCAUCUCUGCAUAGAGUACGGUCUUGUCCAGAGAACAGUUUCAUGUAAAUAGGAUUUUUUGUGUGUGUGUGUGUGUAUUUGUAUGUUACCUGUAUGUCGUCGUCUCUUUCGGUACGGCCGCAGGAUGUUACGAAACACUAACUAUUUGCAGGAAAAACCUUACUUGAACUAUUGCACAGAGAGAGUAGUUUCUUUUAAUUGUUUUUAUGUUCAUGACGGUGGCAGUAGUGGCGGUCCGAGAUGUGCGUGGCGUGCCAAGGUUUUCGAUUUACUGACAGCGGAGUUUGUCAUUUCAAGCGGCGUCAACUUGUACAGCAAAGGAACCAUUACAUAUUCAGCCUUUAAAGCUUCCGUCUUUAUAAGAUUUAAACCCACCUUUACAUAUUUGCACUGAAGGCUCACUAUAACUUAAUUGUGUCUUUUUUUUAGUUUAAACCAGAAGCACCGGUGGCUUGCUGGUUCUUGAUUUUGUUCUCACAGAACUAAGCCUAUGUGUUGCUGCUAAUUUGUAGAAUCCAUCGGUUUUUUUUCUUUUUUAAUCAGUAUUUUUUUGUUUGUGUGAUAUUUGGCAUGCUAAUAUUAUGCAGUCACUGUUUUUAUGUUUUGGCUAGUUUUCAGUAAGUUUCAAUAGCUGGUUGGCCAUAGUGUUCAGAGAGAGAAAGGGACGGGAACGCUCGUUGUACAGUGUCUGCAUGUUAUCUGAACAACUGUAAAUGUUACAGUAGCUCUGUAGCAAAGAUGUUGAUGUAAAUCUAUUUUCUCUGAAACAUUUAAACUAAAUCUGCGAAACUGUGGACCUAGUAUGGCUUGAUGCGUCACUGUGGAAAACCCAAACAGGAUUUUUUUUUUUUUUUAAUAAAAAGUAAGAAUGCAUCAUUUAUGAUUUUUUUUUUUUUUUUUUUAGAUCUAGCAGUAGCUGGUUCAAGUUAAGAUUGCCCGCUGUAGGCUUUAGUUUUACCCUCUUGAUCUCAAAAGGUCCAAACAGGAUGCUGUAAAAACAACAGGAUCCUCUUGUACUUUACAGAAGUGGCCUUCCUCUUAACUGGUUCACUGUGUACCCACACAUUAUCCGAGUACACGCAGCAAAUGGCCCAGACCUCGGAAAAUAUUUUACCCAGUGGCAUCAUUCCUAAUGCUCACCUACAAUCACAAGCUAUUGCUGAAUAGUGGGGACACAAUAGGGGAAAUAUUUGAGUUAUUUUUAAAUAUAAAUGUUCAGUUUACAUCUCAGAACACCAGCACUGACAAACAUAAAUAGCUGGACUUGUUCCUCUUCAAACUGUAAACAGCGGCCAUUGAACUCACCAUGAAGGAGAAGUAUUUCUGACUUCCAAGCGGUGCCAUGUAACUCAUGGGUGUGUCUUUUAUCACAAAACUGCAUUUCAGCUCAUUUGUUUUUUCUUUCUUUGGGAAAAAAAGCAUUUUAAAGUGAAGGAUUACCUGGCGUAAAAGUACAAAAUACGUUUUAAAAAGAUGAUAUUGAUGUGAGAGUCCUGUGCCUCUGAAUGGGUUUUGCCUUGUUUGGUGUUGAAUGUGUGAAAUGCGUAAAUUGUUUAAAUUGCCAUUAUAUUAUAAUAUAUGAAGCUGUCUGGUAUUGAAUAGACUUUGUGCACUUUUUUUUAGUACAGUACCACUACUGAGUAAUGCUUGUGACGAGCAGUAUUGACAUGUGUCUCGUAACAAAAGAGAGACUUUUUUUUUUCUCUUUUAUGUCUUGAACCACUUUAUUUAACAGACCCGACCUUCUCCUCCACUUAAGUGUAUGCACUCUGGAAAUGUAAAUGUAUGUAUAACAUCAAGGAAAACAUGAAGCUGAG